Molecule: messenger RNA, 5818 nt
Organism: Suricata suricatta (meerkat)
Lineage: Eukaryota; Metazoa; Chordata; Mammalia; Carnivora; Herpestidae
Gene: GLIS3
Product: GLIS family zinc finger 3
Exons: 12
Coding region: 554-3229 (891 amino acids)
Biological process (GO): regulation of transcription by RNA polymerase II
Cellular component (GO): nucleus
Molecular function (GO): DNA-binding transcription factor activity, RNA polymerase II-specific; RNA polymerase II cis-regulatory region sequence-specific DNA binding
Source: RefSeq, a predicted model, not a curated record
GGCUCCCCCAACGGAACCGCCGCCGAGAGCAAUUAGCCAGCAUCCCGCCCCGGCCCCCGGACGCGCCCCCGGCCCAGGGCGAGGAUGAGCGGGACAGGCGAGGCACCAAGUCGAAACUCAACUUUUUAAAAACAUUUGCGUGUGUAUAUGUAUGUGAGGGGGGAGGAUGAGCUGAGGCCGAGGGUCCGGCCACCCCCCUCCGCCGCCGCCUCCCCCUGCGGCCGCUGCCCUCGCACACGCGCGCGCACACACACGGCGCGGGGCCGGGUUUCCGCGCACUGUCCCCCGGCUUGGAUGCGAGUUUUCAUUUCCGAAGGAGGCAGAGCCCGCGGAGCGCGCUGAAGGACUGGGGCCCCCGUCACUCCUCGCCAGCACCGGCCGCCGCUGUCACUCGCAGGCUGGCAGGGAAAGGGACCCGCACGCCUGGCUUUGUGGUGGAAAUCCGGGUUACCUGGCUAAUAACCCACACUAUGGAUAACUUCCUGGACUUUGCCGGAAAGGACUCAGUAGUGCCACUGGAUAUUUGACCAUCCUGGCUGCGGGGUUUUUCAGAAUGAAUGGAAGGUCAUGCAGCAUGAGUCUCCACCGGACGUCGGGAAGCCCCCAGGGGCCUGGGAUGGUCAGUGGCCACCACAUCCCUCCCAUCUGCGCCCAUUCCGGGACUCCUAGCCCCUCGUCCUGUGGCAGCACGUUGAGCUCCGCUAUCGGAAGUCUCGGAAGUCUCGCUAACAGCCUCCAUCUCAAGAUGCCGUCGGGAGGAGGGCUGGCCCCUCAGAGCGGCGCGGCCGAGAGCCGCCUCCAUCUUCCUGCCCUGAGCCCCCGGAGACAAGUGCUCACCAACGGGAAGCCACGAUUCCAGGUCGCCCAGGCUGGAGGCAUGUCAGGGCCACACACUUUAAAGCCAAAGCAGCAGGAGUUUGGAAGUCCCUUUCCUCCAAAUCCUGGGAAAGGGGCUCUUGGCUUUGGGCCUCAGAGCAAGUCCAUUGGAAAAGGCAGCUGCAACAAUCUAGUGGUCACCAGCAGUCCCAUGACGGUUCAGCGACUGGGACCCAGUUCACCUCCAGCGAGCCAGGUCUCCACAGCACGCAGCCACACCAGUCCUAGCUUACAGAGGGCAAUGACCGCUGCCAGCCUGCAUAUACCUCCUUCUGAUACCAGGUCCCUUAUUUCUCGUGAGUCUUUGGCGUCCACGACUUUGAGUCUGACGGAAAGUCAGUCUGCGUUGAGCGUGAAACAAGAAUGGUCUCAUGGCUACAGGGCGGCCCCGGUGCUGCCCUCCAGCCACGGCUCCCAGAAUGGCAUCGAUCUAGGGGACCUCCUUAGCCUUCCUCCGGGGACGGCCAUGGCCAGCCACAGUGUCUCUAACUCACUGCCGUCCUACCUUUUCGGUGCGGACAACGGCCACUCUCCUUACCCGAGCCCCCGGCACUCGGCGGCCAGGUCCCACUCGGCCCGCUCCAAGAAGAGAGCGCUGUCCCUGUCCCCGCUGUCCGACGGCAUUGGGAUCGACUUCAAUACCAUCAUCCGCACCUCGCCCACGUCGCUGGUGGCCUACAUCAACGGCUCGAGGGCCUCCCCGGCCAGCUUGUCCCCGCAGCCCGAGGUCUAUGGGCAUUUCCUGGGGGUGCGCGGCAGCUGCAUCCCCGCUCCAUGCCCUGGGCCCAGCGGCCAGAAGGGCGUGCAGGCGGCGGGCAUCGGCCCCGCGCCCCCGGCCUAUGGCCAGGAAGGCGCCCUGGAGCAGGAACGCACGCACCAGCUGGAGCCCGGCCUGGCCCCCACGGCGCUGCAGCUCGGCCUGCCCGAGCCCGGUGGCCUGCUCAAGACCGAGCGCCUGGACGACUUCCCGCGCCAGGAGCUGGGCCCCCGCGCGCCGCUGGCCCCGCCGCAGGCCGCGCCCGACGACAGUGGCGAGCUGGACGACGCGGGUGGCAAGCACUGCUGUCGCUGGAUCGACUGCAACGCGCUGUACGAGCAGCAGGAGGAACUUGUGCGCCACAUCGAGAAGGUCCAUAUCGACCAGCGCAAAGGGGAAGACUUCACCUGCUUCUGGGCCGGCUGCCCUCGCAGGUACAAGCCGUUCAACGCCCGGUACAAACUGCUCAUCCACAUGCGAGUCCACUCCGGGGAGAAGCCCAACAAGUGCACGUUUGAAGGUUGCAAGAAGGCCUUUUCAAGGCUUGAGAAUCUCAAGAUCCACUUGCGGAGCCACACAGGCGAGAAGCCUUACGUGUGCCAGCACCCCGGCUGUCAGAAGGCGUUCAGUAACUCCAGCGACCGCGCCAAGCACCAGAGGACACACGUGGACACUAAACCUUAUGCUUGUCAAAUUCCAGGAUGCACCAAACGCUACACAGACCCAAGUUCCCUAAGAAAGCAUGUGAAGGCACAUUCUUCCAAAGAUCAACAAGCGAGAAAAAAGCUGCGGUCCAGCACGGAGCUACCUCCCGACCUGCUCACGGACUGCCUCACGGUGCAGCCCCUACCCUCGGCCACUUCCCCACGAGACGCCGCGGCCGAUGGCGCAGUGGGACGCUCCCCCGGGCCCGGACCUGACCUCUAUCCAGCCUCCAUCUUCUCCAGUAGCCACUCGAGCCGGAGCACAGCUGUCGCCGGGGCCGUGCCAGCCCCACACCCUGUCGCUCACCCUUCUCCAGGACACAGCAUGCAGGGGAGCCCCCACACCCCCGCCCCCCAGCUACCCCCGCUCGCGGCCGUGGACACGGGCGCCGACAGGUUUGUGUCUUCCGCCCCAUCCCCUCACAUCAGCCCCCGGAGGGUCCCGGCUGCACCUCCGGUCCUGCAGAGCGCGCAGCCCCCCCCCACCCAGCAGCUGCCCGGCGCGUCACAGCUGAAGUCCUACCUGCCGGAGACAGACUCUUCCUUUCAACCAGAUGGAAUCCACGUCCAUGGAUUUUAUGGGCAGCUCCAGACGUUCUGCCCCCCGCAGUACCCAGACUCCCAGAGAGCCGUGCUGCCCAGCAGCUCCUGCAGUGUGGCGCCUUCCUUCGAGGACUGCCUGGCCCCCACGCCCAUGGGGCAGGCUGGCUUUGACGUGUUCCACAGGGCCUUCUCGGCUCACUCGGGCAUUGCAGUGUAUGAUUUGCCGUCAGCCUCCUCCAGCCUCUUCGGGGAGUCUCUGCGCACCACGCCCGACGACGCCACGUUCUUGCAGCUCAGCGCCGUGGACCGCUGCCCCAGCCAGCUCUCCUCUGUCUACACCGAAGGCUAAAGGCUCCACUACCACUGGCCUCCGGAACCUUGUGUCGCUUGCCACCUCGUACCUUCACACCCUCACUGACCGCACGGGAAGGCCGCCAGCCGUGUCCGUGGGCCCUGCAGCGUCACCGGCGGGACCGGGCCGGGCCACCUCUCCAGGACUGUGUGCGGUUGCUGCUCUUUCUCUCCAGCUUUGCUGGGACCUGCAGGACUGUCUCUUCAAAGGGAAUUUAGACUCGCUCUCCCGGACACCUGUUCCUUCCAGCCGUCAGCUCUCAAAGGACACCGUUGAAAUGAUGCACACGUGGAAGUGCAGUCUGGGGACCCCGCGGCACAAAACUCCAAGGAGGGAAGGAAAGCCCGGGGUGGCCGAAGCCCGGAGAACUGCACCAGAUGAGCGAACUCUGAGCUGAAGCUCUGCCCCCCUCGGGCUCUGCUCUCAGAGGAGCCCCGUGCCCGGUGCCCAGCGAGCUGGCCGCCUCUCCGCCCUGCCUCCCCCCGCGCUAACCGAUCCCUUUUCAGUAUUUCUCCAGAAGCAACCUGAGGUUCUGUUAGCACCGUCCCCUGAAAGGCACUCCAACCUGUUUUAUAUUCCAGCAACUUAUCUUAGUUCUUUUAUGCUAAAGACUUGUUAUUUACACCUACUUUUAAAGGAAAAAACAAUAUUUAGAGGUCUGUUCUUUUUAUGGAAAUAAUUAUCUUAAUCACCCCAGCUACACCCAUUUUUGCCCCAGCCAGGGCUCCGCCUGGGUCCGCCCCUUGCAGCACUGGGGAGCCGCCCCCAGAGUGGUAGUUUUGCACUGAGCAAAAGCCGCCUGAGGGAAAUGGGGUGCGCCCACACACCCCCUUCCCGCUACCGUAGCAGAAACCCUGGUGGGCUGACUGUGUGAGGCGACUCCCCGUUGAAGAGCGAAGACCUUGUUCAGUGGAAAGGGUCGUUGAUUGGUGGACCCUUGGCCUCCGCCCGUGCCCAGGUUGUGCUAGAAGACAUGGGAACAAGGACACACCGAGUUGAGAUCCUGGGUUCUCUCAGAAAGCCAAACGAGAGGGGCCCAAUGUCCAGUUAUUUUGCACAGCCUCUCUUGCCUCCGUUAGGAUGUCGGCUCCUCCGUCCGUCUGUCCCUCCCUCUUCGCUCCUCUCCCUCCUUGCCUUGUCACCUUGCUCCUGUCUCUGUUCCACUCGCCCACGGCCACUGCCCGCCCGGCGCUCCUGGCAAGGUCUGCCCAGGGAGGCGGGAGGAGGGAAGGAUCGGGCAGCAGAAGUUCACUUUCCCCUGAAACCCUGGUUUGAGGGCCUGGAAUUGCCACGGAGCCCUUGGUCGUUUGGUAGCAAACCUGAAUAGGAAGCCACUCUCUGCGAUGCGCUUACAAAGCUAUUAAAAAGCACCAUUUAAGUCGUGCUCAGAGGCCACAGAAAGUAGCCAGUCCCCAGAGAGGCCUGGUAAACUCUGGCGUUCCAGAACUAUCCUGUUUCUUUUCUCUCUCCUCAAGGAUGUGCUCUGAACACAAGUGGAACAGCGCAGUUUGCCCCACUGGGUCAGCACCGGCUUCAGGAAGAGGUAACCGGCCAGGCGUCCAGACAGGCCGGUCCUCCCAGCCGGGCCCCGCGGUCACUCGCGUGCUGCCUGGCGAGGACUGAUCCCAGCAUGUCACGUGCUGGGGGGACUAAAGAGCCACGUGUGGGGUCCGCUGUUACGGUGCGCGAGAUCAGCCGACUAGGGGGCUCUGAUCUGAGAAAGGCCACCGUGCGGGCGGCCGGGCCCACGGCAGGGCUAAGGCACCCACCUUACACAGAUGCGCUCUGCGUUCCGAAGGCAGGCCUCCCUCCCGGGGGGCUCUCGGCCCCCGCCCGCCCCGCGGGCUUCGUGGGCUGCAUCAGGUGGCCUGAACCAGGACACCUGCAUGCCAACUACCCUCCCUUGUGUGUCCUUUGUCACACUCUUCAGAGGAAGGUGAAGCCCCGGUAUCUUUAGAGAGAUAGCAUGGACGUCCUCAAACACGGAAGCUCUCGUGGGGAGCUCAGAGCAUGCUGCGUUGGUGCGACGAGGGAGGAAAAAGAUGACAAAAAGCAGGGCUCUUAAUGCAGUGAUCUUGGCCGCGCUUUGCGGCUUUUCUAUAAUUUACAGGGACAGGAGCAAGGAGGGCGAAGCCAGAAGCUGCGUCCGGGCCCAGUGUGGCUGCGAGGUCAGCUGUCCCCUCACAUCCCCGUCAUGUGUGUCCCGGGAGCUUCGGGUUAGAGUCAGGGCCUCAGGGCACGACCCACUCGGGCUCCUCGUAGAUGGCACCGGCUGUCCUUAGAGUCCCGAGUCUCACCUGACCUUAAAAUCUGUCCCUUGCUUGCUUCCAGCCUUGCACGAGAUUCAUAUCUGCAGUCAUCACUAUGUCUGUAGCCAGCAGAAGCGGAAACUUCAAAACACUCAUUCCCUUCCAUUUCCUGCCCUUUUCGGUCUCGAUAUGUAACCAUUUUCAUAAACAUCUGAACGGAGAUUGUCAUUCCCCUUUUUUUUGGAAAAAAAAAAAAAACCUGGUGCUCGUGAAAAUACACACAGCCCAAAGCCAAUUAUCCUAUUACAUUAAAAAAAAAUCAGCCUGCUUAGAGACA